Pectinophora gossypiella (pink bollworm) is the source of this 540-nucleotide messenger RNA. RefSeq lists its product as uncharacterized. The transcript has a single exon. Bases 1 to 540 code for a protein of 179 amino acids. The record is from RefSeq and is a predicted model, not a curated record. NCBI's taxonomy places the organism in Eukaryota, Metazoa, Arthropoda, Insecta, Lepidoptera, Gelechiidae.
AUGAAAAAACUAAUAAACAACUUGCCUAACGCGAAUUUAAAAUCUACGAACUGGAACUACUUACAAAACUUAAAACUAGCAGAUCCCAACUUCAACGUGCCCGGCCCUAUCGACAUACUACUCGGAGCUGAUAUCUACUCUAAGAUUAUUGAUGAUGGAGUCCUGCGCCGGGACCACAACUCCCCUGUGGCACAGCAAACUAAACUGGGGUGGAUCCUCAGCGGCGGUAUAAAAACUUUCAACUGCCUCGUAACCUUGAGUGAACUAGAAAACUCGAUGAUGAAGUUCUGGGAGACGGAAGACAUUACACUACCAGAUCCAUCAACCAACACAGAAAACUUCUGUGAACAACACUACGUAGAUACUACGGAGAGAUUGAGCACAGGCCAAUACGUAGUAAAAAUGUCAUUGAAGCCUGAUUUAUGCGAAAAACUGGGAAAAACUAGACCACAAGCAAUCUCACAGUUUCUACAGCUUGAAAGAAAGAUGGCAUAUAUUCAUCAAGGAAUAUAUACAACUGGGUCACAUGAAACCAGCUGA